Molecule: messenger RNA, 1804 nt
Organism: Cuculus canorus (common cuckoo)
Lineage: Eukaryota; Metazoa; Chordata; Aves; Cuculiformes; Cuculidae
Gene: MBIP
Product: MAP3K12 binding inhibitory protein 1
Exons: 10
Coding region: 244-1095 (283 amino acids)
Cellular component (GO): cytosol
Source: RefSeq, a predicted model, not a curated record
CGGGGGCCGGUGUCAUGGCGGCGGCGGCGGCUCCCGGCUCGCCCCAACCCAACGGCCCCGCGCUGGAAACCAGCGGUGAUCUUGUGGUCUUGGAGGUGGCGAGCAGCGCCCUGCGCUCCCUGGCCGGGCUGGCGGGGCAGCUUAACCUUGGAGACGAUAUUGUGAAAGUUGUAAUCAACUGGAGCAAGCUUCAAAGCACAUCAGCCCUCCAGCCAACAUUGCUUUUUAGUGCACUUCAGCAGCAUGUUUUAUGUUUGCAGACAUCCACCAAAUCUUUGGUGUGAUAAAAAGAAAAUUUGCAAGAUAAAGCCCCUUUUAGAAAAGCUCCAGUCACUGAUUAAAGAGGAAAAUAUAGGCCAUGUUGAACCUGCAAGUAAAACAGAAAGUCGAAGUUGUGAAACAAUUUUAGAUGUUUAUGAUGGUAACUGUCAGACUGAAGAAAAGUGUCCAAGUUAUGACUUGGGAGAUCUGAAGGAUGCUCAUAUUAAUUUUGAUCCAGAGGUGGUGCAAAUAAAAGCUGGAAAAGCAGAAAUUGACAGGCGGAUAUCAGCCUUCAUCGAGAGGAAACAAGCUGAGAUCAAUGAAAAUAAUGUCAGGGAAUUUUGCAAUGUUAUUGAUUGUAAUCAAGAAAAUAGCUGUGCCAGAACAGAUGCAAUUUUCACACCCUAUCCUGGAUUUAAAAGCCAUAUAAAGGUAUCUAGGGUAGUAAAUACAUAUGGACCUCAGACUAGAUCUGAAGGAGCACGUGGGUCCAGUCACAAGGCCAGUGUACCUAUUCAUGAUUGUGGAAACCAAGCUGUUGAGGAAAGAUUGCAAAACAUUGAAGCACACUUACGGUUACAAACAGGUGGUCCUGUACCAAGAGACAUUUAUCAGAGAAUUAAGAAGCUUGAAGAUAAAAUCCUUGAGCUGGAAGGACUGUCUCCUGAAUAUUUUCAAUCUGUAAGCUGUUCUGGCAAGAGGAGAAAGGUGCAAUCUCCCCAUCAGAACUAUUCGUUGGCUGAACUUGAUAAAAAGAUCAAUGCUAUAAAACAGGCAUUACUGAGGAAAACAAAAGAAAACAAGUCCAAGGAGGCUGAGCAGCUUCUUCAGUAAAAAAAUGUCUCUUCAGAAUCCUCAUCAUGCUUGAUACAUGAGAAGUAGACCAUAGACCUGAGAAGUAUUCAUCGGGGAUGACUUCAGCAAUGAAAACAAAGCAUGCAUAUAAGUUCCUUUUGGAUGAUUUUGAAAGCUUGCUUUCAGAAGAACUCAUUUAAAAACAGUCUUAUUAAUGAAAACGUUACUUUAAAAUGAAGAAUGUUUUAGGAAUAGGAUUCUAAUAAUCCAUUCCCUUCUGUUAUAAAGGAUUUCAGCAUUGUUCGUAUCUGGAAAAUCAGCCUGCAUACAAAAGCUACAUUCCACAUGUAUUUCUUGAUGGUUGAGUAUUUGAAAGGGCUGUCUUUUGAAUACUUUUCAUGUGAGUAGUUUGCAUUGAGUUGUGAAAUAAAAUUAAAUACUUGCUCAUAAGUAAACUCUCUUAGAAAAAAAAAAAGAAAAAACUUGCAGUAUGCAUGCUUACCUGCAUUUUUUUCUGUAUUUUUUGCUGUUUUCACAGCUGUUAGAAUUGUAGCAAAUUGCAUUUCUGUUUGAAAGAUAGUAGUGAAAGUCUUAUAUGUGUAAAUAGAGAUACCUGUUCUUCCCUUGAUCAGUGUCCUGUAGGAAUUCAAAUUUCAUACCCUGCUAAAAAAUGUAAUAUAUUGUAAAGACUACUCCAGGGGAGGUUUUUAGUAGCAUGCCAGUAGGCAUCAGCUUUCUUUCUUUCUUU